CUUUUCGCUAUGCGCUUGUGAAAUAAUGGUCGCCUUGACUAAACGCAUUGCUGACAACUUAACGCUGACGUACGAAGUGUUUACGAGCUCGAUAUGUUAUUUGUAUAUGAACGUCAAUUUUUUGAUAGUAUAUAUAUAUAUAUGCUCUUCGUAUGUGACUAUGUAAUGUGUACUUUUUGAAAAUGCAUAUAUACAUCGUUCCAAGUGAAAAAAAUUAAUGAAAAUACAUUUGUGCGCUUACAUAUAAGGAAACUGUGAAACGCAUAGAUUUAUUAAUUCGGUUGCAAUUUCUGCAUAUUCUAAGCCUUAUUAAAAAUAUGUAUGAACAUAGAAAAUCUAAACAAGAAAAUGAAAAAACACAAUACGAUGAACAAGCAAAAAAACUGAAGGUUAAGGAUCCUUCAAAAACUAGUAAAAGAAAGAAACAUGUUGAAAAAACUGAAGAAAAACAAUCGAUGUUUAUUUUAAGUUUAGAUCCAUAUGAAAAACCAUUGAAAUGGUGGGAAACCGAGCACGUAAAAUACGCUAUAAGUUACAAACCUGUAAAAUUACGAGUGGAAGGAUUGAUGGGAAGUCAUAUAAUACAUUUAACAGAUCGACAAUACAUGACUACUUUUGUAGAAAAUAUUCGAAAUAAUUAUAGACACAAACAACUAAGUAGAAUUGAAAAAAGAAAGGAAUGGGUUGAGACGAUGUUUGGAUCAUUUAUUUUGGAAGAUAAUAUAUAGAUCAGUAAAAAAUAUAUAAC
Molecule: messenger RNA, 748 nt
Organism: Vespa crabro (European hornet)
Lineage: Eukaryota; Metazoa; Arthropoda; Insecta; Hymenoptera; Vespidae
Exons: 3
Coding region: 318-728 (136 amino acids)
Source: RefSeq, a predicted model, not a curated record